UUACAGGGAGUUGGUCUCGUUUCUAGUGUGCCUCCCUGACACCAGGCUGAGCUAUUGAUGUCUAUAUCUUGGGUAAGGCUCAACUGAAUUUUAUAAAAUGUUAACAGACAUGUGUUUCAAGUUACUCCAUGCUGGAUAUUUAACUCUGUUUUGUGAUGAAGUGGGUUUUAAGUAUUCCCCUGUGCCAUGGUAGAUGUCUAAUUAAACUGGCCCCAGUAAACAAUAGCCUAUACCAAAAACAAUCUGGAAAAAUAUUGUUGGUAUAGUUUGCAAUCCUUCACUGCCACGCAAAACUAUCAUGCUGUGAUUUGACUAAAAUAUGUUUAUUUUGAGUCGUACUCAAUUUAUGAAACUAUUUUUUAAAUAAAUGACGGUUCCCUUUUAGUAAUGAUUCUUUCCGUUUCUAAAAAAUAAAUACAUAAAAUAAAAACGUCCUUGGUAUUAGUUUUAUCAGCAAGCAUCAAUUCAGAACAAUUGCUUUAAACAUUGGGAACAAAACAGAAAAGAAAAAAAUAAUAAUAAUUGCGCCGUGUCCUGAUUUCGCUUGAGCGUAACCUCGCUAUGAAACGCACCCAGCUGAAAUGUUUUCUUGCACGCCUGAACAGGGUCACACGUAACUUUAUACAUACCACAGAAACAGACUAUUUAAAUACCAGCCAACUGUACAGCAGCGAGCUGAUCACUACUUGUUCAUAGUGAGAACAAGCCAGGACCACAGCGACAAACUUAAGCCAUUCUCUGCAGUUCCUUGAAGUAAGUGGUCAUUUUAUCAAGUUCAAUGCUGACAAUGGAAGGAGCUAAUGCCACAGAACAUAUUCCUGCGGAAACCCCUGAACCACACGGCGCGGUCAACGUCAAGGAGAGCGGCAACGAGUACCUGUACAUACUGAUCGUGAUGUCCUUCUACGGGAUCUUCCUUCUGGGUAUCAUGCUGAGCUACGUGAGGUCUAAGAAGAGGGAGAAGAAAGCCAACGUAUUCUUAUUGUACGAAGAGGAGGAGAGGGAAUGGGGAGGCGCGGUGAAGAAGCACAGACUGCCUUACGGUUCAGGCCUCAGAGCAGUCCAGGUGUCGCUGCCCUUCAGUGCCCUGUCGGAGAGUAGGGUCUCUGCGGCGUUCGCCUGUGCUCUGUGUUCCAUGGAGGAAAUUAGCGUGAGUUCGGUGUGUUUGUCCGCGGAUAUCCCCUUAGUCAUCGAGGAAGAAUCUGACAGCGAGAACAGAGAAGGCUCCAGCGCGCUUCUUAAAGAGAACUCUGAAAACAGCCAAGGUUCAUCAGAAGUCAUCAAUGAAACAGCUAGCUAGCACAGCACCUAUACAUUAGCGUAUUAUUAUUAAUAAUAAUAAUAAUAAUAAUAAUACACUGAGGAAAAAUAAAAAUGUUUUCUACCUGUGAGUGACUUAUUUUGGGGGAAAUAUUUAAUUAAACUCUUGCACAGAGCAAUGAUUCAAGCAAAGUUAUAAAGACUGUACAUUUAUUUUAUUAUUUGUAUUGCUAGAUUUGUUGCAAUUAGCCUGGAAUGACUUGAAAAAAAUAAAUCUAAAACUUCAAACAGUUUGUUGCCCUUUCUAUGCUGUAGUAAUAUUCAUUAAUCUCAUGUACAUUUAUUGGCUCCUGUGUAUAUAUUGUGUACAAUAAUGACCUGUAUAUAACUGUUCGGACAUUUGUAUUUAAAUGUUGUUUUGUGUUCACUUUUUUUUUUAAUUUUUAUAAAUGAAAUAAAACUUUUAAA
Polyodon spathula (Mississippi paddlefish) is the source of this 1728-nucleotide messenger RNA. RefSeq names its product potassium voltage-gated channel subfamily E member 4-like. Gene Ontology annotation, cellular component: membrane. Gene Ontology annotation, molecular function: voltage-gated potassium channel activity involved in ventricular cardiac muscle cell action potential repolarization; transmembrane transporter binding; delayed rectifier potassium channel activity. Gene Ontology annotation, biological process: ventricular cardiac muscle cell action potential; potassium ion export across plasma membrane; regulation of ventricular cardiac muscle cell membrane repolarization. The transcript is spliced from 2 exons. NCBI's taxonomy places the organism in Eukaryota, Metazoa, Chordata, Actinopteri, Acipenseriformes, Polyodontidae. The coding region runs from base 779 to 1300 and encodes 173 amino acids. The record is from RefSeq and is a predicted model, not a curated record.